Mus caroli (Ryukyu mouse) is the source of this 729-nucleotide messenger RNA. NCBI's taxonomy places the organism in Eukaryota, Metazoa, Chordata, Mammalia, Rodentia, Muridae. The record is from RefSeq and is a predicted model, not a curated record.
AUGCGCCCACGGUUCCCGCCACCGCUGCUGGCGGGUUUGCCUGACAAAAUUUCUCGCUGGCUGGCCUUCUUUUCCCUCCCGCACUUUGGUGGGGAGGGGGGAGACCCUCGUGUCGGUGUCCCGGUCCACGAUGACCCGAGAGAACCCGAGGACGUUGUCAAUCCGGCCGUUUGCCCCAUCGCCUCAGCCUGCUGGCCUCCGAGGGGAAGGAGCACCGAGGCGGUGACUGCGACGCAAUCAACAAAUCACACACAAACAGAUUCAUUAUCUCCAUCCCCUAAUCCUGUGUCACCUGUGCCUUUGAAUAACCCAGCAAGUGGCCCAAGAUACGGAACUGUGAUCCCUAACCGCAUCUUUGUAGGAGGAAUUGACUUUAAGACAAACGAAAAUGAUUUAAGAAAAUUUUUCUCCCAAUAUGGGUCUGUAAAAGAAGUGAAGAUUGUUAAUGACAGAGCUGGAGUGUCCAAAGGAUAUGGUUUCAUCACUUUUGAAACUCAAGAAGAUGCACAAAAAAUCUUACAAGAGGCUGAAAAACUUAAUUAUAAGGAUAAGAAACUCAACAUUGGUCCAGCAAUAAGAAAACAACAAGUAGGGAUUCCUCGUUCUAGUCUCAUGCCAGCGGCUGGAACAAUGUAUCUGACCACUUCAACUGGGUACCCUUACACUUACCAUAAUGGCGUUGCUUAUUUUCAUACUCCAGAAGUAACUUCUGUCCCACCAUCUUGGCCU